Molecule: messenger RNA, 1343 nt
Organism: Homarus americanus (American lobster)
Lineage: Eukaryota; Metazoa; Arthropoda; Malacostraca; Decapoda; Nephropidae
Exons: 2
Coding region: 95-1231 (378 amino acids)
Source: RefSeq, a predicted model, not a curated record
AUGGCCUUUGGCGGGGCUUGAGCGCGACCUAUAUAAGAGGCGGCGGAGGCUGCACGUAGCACAGUUCCUUCGUUCUCUCGCAACUGACAACAACAUGAAGUUCCUGGUGGUCCUGAGUUUGGCGGUAGUGUGCUUCGCACGGCCACAGGCCCCUACUGCGGAAGCCCCCGCUGAAGAAGUCCCAACUGAAGUUAUUGCCGCCGACCCCGCUGCCAAUGUUAUUGACCCUCAGUUUGCGUCGUUCAUCUUCCCCGAUGACGAGCCCGCCGUGGUGGCCGCCAAGAUGGCUCACUUCGCCGCCGUGAAGGUCGCUCUUGGUGGUCCACCUGCCACCUCUCAGGUUGCUGCUGAAACACAGGCUGUUGAGGCUGAAGCCACCUUAGCCGCUGAAGCUGAGGGUGAAGCCGUUGCUGCUGCUGAAGCUGAAGCUGAAGCUGAAGCCGCUGAUGCUGCCGCCUUAGAGGCUGAAGCCGCCGAGGCUCAAGAGGCUGAAGCUGCCCUUGCUGAUGCUGAAGCCGCUGAAGCUACCGCCUUAGAAGUUGAAGCCGCUGAGGCUCAAGAGGCUGAAGCCGGUGAAGCUGCCGCCUUAGAGGCUGAAGCCGCUGAGGCUCAAGAGGCUGAAGCCGCUGAAGCUGCCGCCUUAGAGGCUGAAGCCGCUGAAACUACCGCCUUAGAGGCUGAAGCCGCUGAGGCUCAAGAGGCUGAAGCUGCCCUUGCUGAUGCUGAAGCCGCUGAAGCCGCUGAAGCUGCCGCCUUAGAGGCGGAAGCCGCUGAGGCUCAAGAAAUUGAAGCCGCUGAGGCUCAAGAGGCUGAAGCUGCCGCUGCUGAGGCUCAAGAGGUUGAGGCUCAAGAGGCUGAAGCUGCCGCUGCUGAGGCUGAAGCAGGUGCUGAGGCUGAAGCAGGUGCUGAGGCUGAAGCAGGUGCUGAGGCUGAAGCUGCCGCUGCUGAGGCUCAAGAGGUUGAGGCUCAAGAGGCUGAAGCUGCCGCUGCUGAGGCUGAAGCAGGUGCUGAGGCUGAAGCAGGUGCUGAGGCUGAAGCAGGCGCUGAGGCUGAAGCAGGUGCUGAGGCUGAAGCAGGCGCUGAGGCUGAAGCAGGCGCUGAGGCUGAAGCAGGUGCUGAGGCUGAAGCAGGUGCUGAGGCUGAAGCAGGUGCUGAGGCUGAAGCAGGUGCUGAGGCUGAAGCAGGCGCUGAGGCUGAAGCAGGCGCUGAGGCUGAAGCCGGAGCAGCGUAAAGGGAUUGUUACAUAUAGUGUGUAGAUAAUGUAGAUAUAUUAUCUCUUAUAUCUGUCAAUAUGUCUGUCUUCUGUGUCACCCUUAUAUUAUAUCAUUAAACCUUAAUAUAUA